Camelina sativa (false flax) is the source of this 823-nucleotide messenger RNA. RefSeq lists its product as uncharacterized. NCBI's taxonomy places the organism in Eukaryota, Viridiplantae, Streptophyta, Magnoliopsida, Brassicales, Brassicaceae. The record is from RefSeq and is a predicted model, not a curated record.
UUGGGCAAAUUGCAAACAGCAAGCAAAAGUUGCACAACUUUUGCGUUUAUAUAUCACACAAUCAUUUCAAGAAACCAUAAGCCACACACAACAAAAAACACUCUUCAUUAAGAAAAGAAAAAAAAAAAAACCAUAUCAGAUCAAAUCACUACUACAAUUAUUAAGAUUUUGCAGAGUAUAUAUCAAACCAUCAAUGGCGGAUUCGUCUCAGAAGAAAACCAGAAGAAACGCAAUAACACAUAAAGCAUGGAGUCUCGUCAGGAUGGCUCUUCUAUGGGGAAGAAAAGGUGGAGUUUUCAAAAGAUGGCCUUUGUUCGAACUACGUAGCUUGUUCUCCAAGCAUCUCAAAGCCCUAGCGCAUAUGCGUCAUCAUAGUAGUAGUAACGGUGACCGUUAUUACGGAGAACGCCAGCUUUCGUUUGAUGAAACGCCGUUAUUUAACGUCAAGAAACAUUGUCCUACUACAUCGUCUAUGAGGUUCCUCCUCCUUCCCUGCAUUGCUCCUCCCGUAGAUUUUGACUACGACUUUGAAAUGGACGGUCAGGAUUAUUCCAAUGAGGUAAAAUUGUACGGUUACGAUGAAUUAAAGUAUGAAUCUUGUACGGAAGAAGAUGAUGAGGAAGAAGAGAAAGGGGUGGAUGUGAGAGCAGAGGAGUUCAUUGCUAAGUUCUAUGAGCAGAUCAAGUUGCAGAGACAAGUCUCUUAUUUGGAAUACAAACAGCACAAAGACGCCGUAUAGUUUAUAGAUUUAUGGUGAUGAUGCUUAUUAUUUUUGUUUAUUUAUGAAUGCAGCUUUUGUCUUUUUUCUUUUCUUUUCUUUUGU